UUGGUUUGUAAGUUAUCAAGUUGUCAGGGAACACUAACCUAUAAAAUAGACACUAUUCCACAUAGGUCUAGAUCUGUAAACAUCCGGUUUGUGUCUAGAAUUUCGCGGAUUCUUUGAAUCUCUGUAAAUACUGUUAUAGUCUAGAUCUUGAUAUUCUCUAAAAUAACUGACUAAUCUAGAUAUAGAAGCAAUGAACAAUAUAAAUAAAAGUCGAAUUAAAAAGGAGCUUGAAAUGUUUUUAAGUUUGCCAUCUUCAGAAAUAUAUUGCUCUGCUUUGAACGACGAGAGACUUGAUAACCUUUCAGCGCAAAUAACAGGUGCAUCUGGCACUCCAUAUGAAGGUGGCACCUUUAAGUUGGAGAUUCAAAUACCUGACAGAUACCCCUUUGAACCUCCAAGGAUUCGUUUCAUUACUCCAAUUUACCACCCAAACAUAGAUCCUGAUGGAAGAAUUUGUAUGGAUACGUUGAAGAUUCCUCCCAAGGGAACAUGGCGACCAUUCCUAAAUAUUUCCACUGUCUUGAUGAUGAUUCGAGUUUUAAUGGGCGAACCUGGCUCAGAGGAUCCUUUAAUGACAGACAUUUGGCAAGAAUUCAAAUAUGACUACAAGACAUAUGCAGCAAAAGCUAAGGAAUGGACUCGCCUGUAUGCUGUGACUGAAAGUGACUCUCAACAUAAAAAUGUGAAACAACCAUUAGAGAUGAGAGAGAGUAAUGCACUUAGAGAUGCCUCAGGAAGUGAAACUCGACCAACUCUUAAACUCAAACUUAGUAGCAAGGAGGUCUGCAAUUCAUCCAGCGACAAGACUGGCGUGCUAGAAAGCACCCAACCACCCCAAGGUCCAGUUGGCACUGACAACAAUACUGCCACAAAAGAAGUACAAGGCAACCAGGAAAACUGGCCCGCAGGUAACUGUCCAGAAAGAAAAAAAAGGAAAUUGAGAUUACACUGAUCUUUUGUAUAUAACCUUGAAGUUGACUAGCAAAUAGUUUAAUUUCAUUGGUCGCACUAUUUCCAAAUAGACUUGCAAAUAUGUAGUCUACACCAAUAGGACUUGAGUGAUACUGAAAUACAAUUUAUAAGCUGUUCAGGUCACCAUGAAAUUAUUUUUUCUUUUGCUAGCUGUAUAUAAUUUGAUGUCUUGUCUGACCUAUGUGUUGGACAAUAAUGUAGAUUUGUUUUUUUUUUUUGGUUUUCAUUCGUAUACCAUGUAAGGAAUAUUAUGAAGAAGCUGAUCUAAAAGUCAGCAAAUAUGUUAGAGAGCCAUCAUUGUUCUGUUCGACUGUCAUGUUGAAUUUUAUGUAUUUGAAUCUUUUAAACAUCAUCUUAUUUAUUAAUUAUUGAUGGAAUGUUAUUGCCUUUAAGAUAAUACAAGUAUUUAUUAUUCUA
Biomphalaria glabrata is the source of this 1389-nucleotide messenger RNA. Its product is annotated as ubiquitin-conjugating enzyme E2 T-like. The coding region runs from base 191 to 952 and encodes 253 amino acids. NCBI's taxonomy places the organism in Eukaryota, Metazoa, Mollusca, Gastropoda, Planorbidae. The record is from RefSeq and is a predicted model, not a curated record. The transcript has 6 exons.